Manihot esculenta (cassava) is the source of this 2381-nucleotide messenger RNA. Its product is annotated as serine/threonine-protein kinase D6PKL2. NCBI's taxonomy places the organism in Eukaryota, Viridiplantae, Streptophyta, Magnoliopsida, Malpighiales, Euphorbiaceae. The record is from RefSeq and is a predicted model, not a curated record. Gene Ontology annotation, biological process: protein phosphorylation. Gene Ontology annotation, molecular function: protein serine/threonine kinase activity; ATP binding. Gene Ontology annotation, cellular component: cytoplasm; plasma membrane; nucleus. The transcript has 3 exons. The coding region runs from base 350 to 2188 and encodes 612 amino acids.
UCUCUCCGCCUGAUAGGCUCAUAUUCCAAAAGGGACAAAAGCUUCUGUUCAUUUUCUUACGUUUUGUUCUCUCUCAAUCUCCUUUACUCCUCUUGCUUCUAUGCAAAUUGAUUCUCCUAUCUCAGUUCUGUCGCUCUAUACUUCUUAAUCUCUUCCUCUCUUUCUAUUACUAUCUUUUUGUUUUUAUUUUUUUUUUCACUGCAAAAACAGAGGCUUCCUCUCAAGUUCCUGAUCCUUCAAGAUUCUGAUAAUAUUACACAUUGAACUGACGAUUCUGAUGCAAUGCUCAAAUAAUGGAUUCUGCGCAGCUGUUUAGUUUAAUCUAAUGUUGUUUUGAAACUUGUGUCGAAUGAUGGCAUCAAAAACUGGUAUAAAAGCUUCCACAAAGCAACAGAAGUCGUAUGGUUUUCAAAGUGGGGAAGCAAAUACUCUUAGGCCUUUGCCUUUGCAAGUUUCAAAGAUGAGCAAAUCUGAGGUUAUUGAUCAUGAGCAGGUGACAAGGUCAGUAGAAAAAGCACCACAAGAAGUCAUGCUAGAUGCUUCUGAAAAUGAGAAGCUACCAAAUUCCAAUAAGAAAGGGACUGCUGAUUCAUUGAUUAAUAAGUUGGAGUUAAGUCUUUCCUUAACUACUACUGAACAAGCAUCCACUGAAGCAGAUUCUUCCAUUAGUGGGACAAGAGGGUCACAGGAUGUUUCUAUUGAUCAAGAGAAGAAAGCAUCAGAAUAUGGAACUGUUAAAAACAGUUCUGUAUCUGCCAAAGUUAGUGAUGGAACAAGCAGUCUGGCUAAGACUAGUGGAAGUGCCAAGAACAGUGAUCGUGUUGAUUAUGUGGAAAGUGGCAAGAGCAGCAUGUGUAGAGGAAGCACAAGCAGUGAUGUAAGUGAUGAGAGCACAUGUAGCAGCUUUAGUAGCAGCAUCAGCAAACCACAUAAAGCAAAUGACUUGAGAUGGGAAGCCAUCCAAGCUGUUAGAGCAAAAGAUGGAGUUUUGGGUUUGGGUCAUUUUAGAUUGCUUAAGAGGUUGGGUUGUGGGGAUAUUGGAAGUGUCUAUCUGUCAGAGUUGAGUGGAACAAAGUGCUACUUUGCAAUGAAGGUUAUGGAUAAAGGCUCCCUAGCUAGUCGUAAAAAGCUACUUCGGGCUCAAACAGAAAGGGAAAUAUUGCAAUCUUUGGACCAUCCCUUCCUUCCAACCCUGUAUACCCACUUUGAGACAGAUAAAUUCUCAUGCUUGGUAAUGGAGUUCUGCCCUGGAGGAGACUUGCACACUCUUAGGCAGAGGCAGCCAGGGAAGCAUUUUCCUGAGCAGGUAGUGAAAUUUUAUGUAGCGGAGGUCUUGCUAGCUUUGGAAUACCUCCAUAUGCUGGGGAUUAUUUAUCGUGAUCUUAAGCCAGAAAAUGUCCUUGUGAGGGAAGAUGGGCAUAUAAUGCUAUCAGACUUUGACCUUUCUCUCCGAUGUGCUGUGAGCCCAACCCUUGUCAAAACCUCGUCUCUCGAGUCUGAACCAUUGCGAAAGAACCCAGUUUAUUGUGUUCAGCCUGCUUGUAUUGAGCCUUCCUGCAUCCAACCAUCCUGCGUAGCUCCAACAACAUGCUUUUCACCCCGCCUUUUUUCUAGCAAGUCUAAGAAGGAUAGAAAACCCAAAAGUGAACUCAGAAAUCAAGUGAGUUCAUUACCUGAGUUAAUGGCUGAGCCAACUGAAGCUAGAUCAAUGUCAUUUGUUGGGACCCAUGAAUAUUUGGCUCCUGAAAUUAUAAAGGGUGAAGGUCAUGGAAGUGCUGUUGACUGGUGGACGUUUGGGAUCUUUCUUUAUGAGCUUUUGUUUGGUAAAACACCUUUUAAGGGAUCUGGGAAUCGAGCCACGUUGUUCAAUGUUGUUGGCCAGCCUCUUCGAUUUCCAGAAGCACCAGUUGUCAGUUUUGCAGCGAGGGAUCUUAUAAGGGGUUUGCUUGUAAAAGAACCUCAGCAUAGAUUGGCAUACAAGAGAGGAGCAACAGAAAUAAAGCAACACCCAUUCUUUGAAGGUGUGAAUUGGGCAUUGAUACGCUGUGCUACACCGCCCGAGAUUCCAAAGCCAGUCGAGGUUGAACGGAUGCCUGUACUGACAUCGACGAGUGAAAAAGCUGUUGGAACUGCAGCUGCUCCUGAUAAAAAAGGUUCUGAUAAUUAUCUGGAGUUUGAUUUCUUUUAGAUGUUAUUGCUUAUAAGUUGGUAAUUGUUUUCAAUUAUGGGGGAAGAAUUGUGUGAACCUGUUAGGGAUUGUUGGUGAUGAGGAUAAAGUUUUUCAUUUUCUUUCAUCUUUCUUCCCUUUGAUACAUUGACAGAUGAUAAGGAAAUGUAUGCUUGGUGUUGCCUGUUAAGUUUUAAAAAUCUGUAUUCCAUAA